Messenger RNA from Exophiala dermatitidis NIH/UT8656, 1704 nucleotides. RefSeq lists its product as uncharacterized. The record is from RefSeq and is a predicted model, not a curated record. Bases 417 to 1151 code for a protein of 244 amino acids. NCBI's taxonomy places the organism in Eukaryota, Fungi, Ascomycota, Eurotiomycetes, Chaetothyriales, Herpotrichiellaceae. The transcript has 3 exons.
UUGUCCUCAAGCUCAGCUCGGCAGCAAUCGCGGUCCCAUACACCUGCAUGAACCACGUUGAGUUGAGCCCCAGGUGGACCGAACUGUCGAACAAACACGAGGUACUACUGACUGUACUGUACCGACUACUACUACAGUACUAGGGCGAGGGCGUCGAACGAGCUGAGCUGACUUACGGUUCAAGCCAGCCACGCCGCGUCAGUCACGUUGUCAUCUCUUCUGAGUCAUUCGAAUAUCCAAUGUUCCUUAGGUCCAUUAGAUAAUAAGAUGAGGUCCUGUUCUAACAUUGUGUAGUUCUACGUUGGCUUCUAAGCAGUUCUGUUCACCGGGUCUUUAACCAGGCUCUACAAGAUAGGUUUGAUAGCCAUCGUAGCACCCGAAAACCCCGUUGACAUCAACGAGAACUGAUCUGCCCCAUGGCUGCUGCAGUUCAAUCUCCCUCGCCAAUCAAGGCCCCUCCACACGUCUUGACCCUGUUGGACCGCUUACACCACCUUUCACGCACCCAAGAAGACGCCGUGACAUCAGACCAGAUCCAAGCGGCAGGCGGAUUCGGCAACUACAUGCGCGACAAAUUUAUCGCCUUGGACCAGGAUAAAUGCCACUUUAUAUAUCAGCUGUGUCGGGCGACGAAUGCCAAAAAUGUCGUGGAAGCAGGGACCAGUUUUGGCGUGAGCACGAUAUAUUUGGCCCUCGCCGUAUCUGGGAAUGUUGCGUCCGAGGCGUCAGCCGAGGGUUCAUCCGAGGGCACCGAGGACAAGGCCGCUGAGCGACCUCGUCACGGCACAGUGAUAGCCACCGAACACGAAAAGUCCAAAGCCGACCAAGCCCGCGCCUACUGGAAGGAAGUCGGCCCCGAAAUUACCGGGUGUAUCGACCUGAGAGAAGGCGAUAUUCUGGAAACUCUCAAGCAAAAUCUUCCAGUGGUGGAUUUGUUGCUUUUGGACAUUUGGAGUCCCCUGGCAUUACCCGUGUUGAAACUCGUUCAGCCCAAGUUGAGGCGUGGAGCGGUGGUGAUCACGGAUAACAGUAUUGGUGCUGCGAAGGGGUAUAAGGAUCUGCUUGAGUACUUGAGGGCUGAGGAUAGUGGGUUUACGAAUUUGACGUUGCCGUAUAAUAAGGGGUUGGAGAUGAGUGUUUAUUUGCCGUGAAAUGAAAGAGAGAAUGAAAUCACACGAACUGAAGGACUCAUAUAGCAUGGGUUGAACCCUCAUGAGGUUGUGUCUUGUAGGUUCCGAAAUGCUCCUCAAUUAAGCAUGCAUGCAGAUAAUCUACUGUAGGUAGUUUAGCACAGAAAGCGAAAAAUGGUAUCACGAGUGAAAGAUUGAACAAGGUGAAUUGCAUUGCCAACAACUUGACUUGUGUGAGCAUUAGGGAUAUGCUAUGUUCUUGUUCAACCAGCAUGACAUGACUCUGGCUACUGGCACGUCUGAGAUGUGCUUGCUAUGGACCGGCUGCCGACUGCUGCGCUGCAAAGCUACCUGUAUCCUGAUGCACAUCCGAAAAAAGUUCAUGUCUCGCAAUCGCUAUGACGAGGCCAUGCCUCGCUAGCUUGUAAAUCAAACAAAAUACUGCCAUAUGCUAGCAGACCCUGGACACAAUCAAGCUCUUCACCCUUGGCUUUCACUUUGGUGGGGGAGGCACUGUUGUUAUUCAAGUUCGCCUUACUGUCACGCAGCUUUCGGGAAGAGCUGGCAUCCGGAA